UCACACGACCUAGUGACAGUGUGAGCUCCACACCAAUAGGCGAUGGGGUCACACUGAGUCUUGGCAGCAACGCCAGCAAUCCGGGUUAUUACCUGCCUGUGGCUGUACAAUUUGAAUCUAUAUAGUACCCUUCCACGACACUCCUUCAAGUUUCUCGGUUUCAACACCAUGGCACUCUAUGCACGCCACCCCCGAUUUACGGUCGCCCUUCUCAUAUUAAUUUUCAUUUCGUUGGUCAUGUUUGCGAGUGACUCGGCAUCUUUUAGCUCAGUCCGCUCCAUGGCCUUCAACAAAUCUAGGGACGACGCGCUUGCAGAGGUCCUUGCGCUGGAAGAGACGCAUUAUGAAGAAAUCGUGCAGCGACGAAAGCAGCUCAUUAAAAAAUGGGGACCAACACCGGAUAAGGUUGACCCGUUCCCCUCGCAUGGCGAGUUUUACACGCUCUGGGACUUCUUUCUGCCGUCAUUCAGAUGCCCUCACCGCGUCGAGCGUAUUGGGAUUAUGGGCGAUGGAGGUAAAUGGGUCUGUGGACUAGAACGCAUAGCUCCCAAACGCGAAUGCAAUAUCUAUUCUUUCGGGGUUAAUGGCGAGUCGUCUUUCGAAGCGGAUCUUAUGAAAGCAGCGCCUGGUUGUCAGAUUUAUGGCUAUGAUUUCAGCGUCAGUUCCUUUGGUCCCGAGAUUGAACAAGAUAGGGAUUUGAAAUCACGCUCUCACUUUUUCUCGUACGCACUCGGGCCUGAAGACAAGCACAGCGCAGCCGACGAUCCAAAAACGUUUACUCUUCGUACUCUCAUGGACCGGAAUGGACACGAUUUCAUUGAUAUCCUCAAAGUUGACAUCGAGGGCAAUGAAUUUGAUUCAUUGUCAACGUUCAUCGACUCUUUCCAUGGUGAACCGCUCCCAUUUGGCCAACUCCAGCUUGAAGUGCACGUGUACCCAGGCAGUGCUUGGAACGACUUCCCGAAGUUCCUCGGGUGGUGGGAAAAGCUGGAAGCUGCUGGCUUGAGGCCGUUCUUCUCUGAGCCAAAUCUUGUCUAUGUAAACCUUGUCAGAGGCGUUCGGCCAGACCUUAUAGAGUAUUCUUUCAUUAAUAUUCGCGGUGAUCAUGAGCUAGUGUCCAACCGGCCCCCAUCUCCGCGAUCCGGCUAAAAAGUCUGCAGGUCGGACGGAUUCUUUAUUUAUCAAAAUCGGACAUGUUGCAUCGCUCCUUUAUACUGUAUUAAAGAUUUAUUGCUCCUGAUCAUGGACAAUAUCAAUUACUCGAUUUUUCCCUUACUGCAGGUGCCUUAGCUUCAAACGGAUCCAGAGACCACUCGUUUAUUACUACUAUGUAUGUCAAAUGAAGCCAUCAAGUCCAAGAUUUACCUCGCAGUAACGUUAGUGCUGGUGCCUUGCUGAUAUACCCC
Suillus plorans is the source of this 1406-nucleotide messenger RNA. Its product is annotated as methyltransferase domain-containing protein. Bases 169 to 1149 code for a protein of 326 amino acids. The transcript is spliced from 6 exons. The record is from RefSeq and is a predicted model, not a curated record. Lineage: Eukaryota; Fungi; Basidiomycota; Agaricomycetes; Boletales; Suillaceae.